CUGUUUUGCAGCACCAGAAGUGGGGUGGGGCUGUUUUGCAGAUUUCAGUUAAAACUCCAACAAUUUUGUGUCAAGCCAUUCGUCGGUCAUGCCAAUCUUAUACGCUGCAGAUACUGGCGUCUAGAAGAGAGAAGAGAUGGAGCUGUGUCUAGAGUUGUCUCUGUCUUUUUUUGUGCUGUUUAUAUUGUGUUACUAGGACAGUGUUAUGUUGCUAUGCCCUCGGGAUAUAAACUAGUUAUAACACGUGCACUCGGGCUGCAUGGCAUAUAUUGCACUCAGCCCUCGGGGCUGGCGCCCUCGUGCUUCAGUGCAAUAUAUUCCAUACAUCCCUCGUGCCCGUGUUAUAACUAUAACAUAUAUAUUUGGAUAUAUAAUUAUAGGCGGAUAAAUGGCUAAAUGGAAAGAAAUGCCAAGUGAUUGUACCCAAAUUUGCCAUUCUCUAUUACAAAAGGGAGAGGGGCCGGCCCCCUCAAAUUGUUUGGAGAGGACCUGAACAUAUGAAAUCGUUCGUUGAGAAUGAAGCUGUAAGAGAUGAAUUUCUUAGAGCUGCAGCACAGUCAACAUCGUCCAAAUCAGAACAACCAGCUGGAAGGCAAAACCAUCCACCUACAGUACCAACCAUUCCCAUCUCAACAACAGAUUUCUCAACCUUGAAGUAUAAUGUGCUUGGAAAGCUUUCCAAUAGAGUUCUCAACCCGUUUCGUAAGAAAAAGGGAUUUUAUUGUGACUUAAACAGGCCGAGGUGGUUUCCGGAAGAACUCCGCUUCCAGUGCCCUACACACAAAGGGCCAAAUGAUGAACGAAAGUACUCCUCUGAUGAGCUUUGUCAGAUCCUAGAUGCUUGUAUGAAGGAAUGUCCUGAGAUAUUCAAAGUGCAUACCAGUGAUGACUCAUUGACAAGUGAAUCAGAUAAUGAGCAUGCUCCUCUGGUCAAGGAACAUCAACAUCUACAACCAAGUAAAUCUGACCGGAAUCAUCAAGCCCUCAAUCCUCAAGAUGCAUUGCCUUUAGUGUAUGACUUUGCAGCAAGUCAUCCAUGGGAGGAGUUGGUGGAGAAAGCUAAAGACACCUACGAUUUAGUAGAUUUCAGUAGCUUAGAUGCUGCUCACCCAGUGGAUAUAAUAGAAGUUAGAAGGCGUUACUUGGAUCGAAGACUCCAGAGUGUGGCGAAAGGUCGACUUCGUAGGGACCUUCAUGCUGGUGCAUCAACUAAAGACGGCAACUGCUUCUUUAACUCCAUCAGCACAUGUCUCUUUGGAGAUGAAUCGAAAAGUGAAAUGCUUCGCCUCUUCACAUUCUGCCAUGCUGUGAAGCAUCAUGAUUUAUACAGGAAAUUGUUCACAAAUGAGUUCAGCAGCCAGGAUCGUGCUCUUCAAAUUCUUAUCGAUCGUUGCUAGUACAGACAGUAUCUUUGUCAACAGGCCUGUGGGUGCUUCCAUCACUGAACUGCUGCAGUAUACCCUGAAAGAGGAGACUAAAGCAACAGCUGAGAAUGGAAGUUAUUCAGGAUUGCUGCAAGUACAGUUUGCGUCGUCUGCACUAGACACAACAAUACAGCAGCACUGUCAAUAUCCCAGGGAUGCAUAUGACAGUUGCGUAGUGCCUCAGUUUUUAAUGAGCAAGGCAAUUCACAUUAUGUGGAC
Molecule: messenger RNA, 1643 nt
Organism: Halichondria panicea
Lineage: Eukaryota; Metazoa; Porifera; Demospongiae; Suberitida; Halichondriidae
Exons: 10
Coding region: 498-1397 (299 amino acids)
Source: RefSeq, a predicted model, not a curated record